This is a messenger RNA of Thamnophis elegans (Western terrestrial garter snake), 3057 nucleotides long. RefSeq names its product polyserase-2-like. The transcript is spliced from 17 exons. The record is from RefSeq and is a predicted model, not a curated record. Bases 1 to 2682 code for a protein of 893 amino acids. Gene Ontology annotation, biological process: proteolysis. NCBI's taxonomy places the organism in Eukaryota, Metazoa, Chordata, Lepidosauria, Squamata, Natricidae. Gene Ontology annotation, molecular function: serine-type endopeptidase activity.
AUGAAAGCAAUGCCUUCUCUGCAAAUGGAGGCACUAAUUACAUGGGAAGAACAGAGAAUACUGAAGUUAUUCUUGGAAUUCAUUCAGAAAGUGAAAAAAACCAAACAAGUUUUCAAAGUUAAUAAGACAUUUCCUCACCCGAAAUAUAAGAAUGUCAGAAAGGGGAAUGACAUUAUGCUUCUUCAGCUUAAAGAAAAAGCAAAACUUAACGAGAAUGUUUCCUUCGUCGAGCUUCCUCAGGAGUAUGGUGACCUCAAGCCAAAAACACAGUGUCUGGUAGCUGGUUGGGGGAUUACUGAAAGUGGAAGACGAUCAGAUGUCCUCCGUGAAGUUAAUGUCACUGUCAUUGCAAGAAACAUCUGCAAUGAUCGAAAGCACUAUAAUUCCAAGCCAAAAGUGACAAUGAAUAUGGUCUGUGCUGGUGACAAGAGAGGAGGCAAGGAUUCAUGUUCUGGUGAUUCUGGUGGUCCUUUGAUGUGCAAAGGGGAACAAAGAGGCAUCGUUUCCUUUGGUGAAGGAUGUGGAAGUCAAGAUUAUCCUGGUGUCUACACCCUUCUGACAAAGAAAUAUUCUCGUUGGAUAAAUAGUGUUAUACAAGGACAAUCAAGGAAAAGCUUGUCUUCUUCAUUCUGUAUAUAUCCCUGUGCCGAGAUCAUUGGAGGAAAAGAAUCAGUUCCACAUUCAAGACCUUUUAUGGCCAAGAUCAAAAAACCAUCACUUUGUGGGGGGACCCUGAUCAAAUCAGACUGGGUAUUAACAGCAGCUCACUGCAAAAUAACAAAGGACACUGAAGUUAGUCUUGGAAUUCAUUCAGAAAAAGACGGCACAAAACAACUUUUCCAAGUUAAAAAGUACAUUCCUCACCCGUGCUAUGAUAAUGUCACAAAGGAGAAUGACAUUAUGCUUCUUCAGCUUAAAGAAAAAGCAAAACUUAACGAGAAUGUUACCUUCGUCAAGCUUCCUCAGGAGUAUGGUGACCUCAAGCCAAAAACACAGUGUCUGGUUGCUGGCUGGGGGAUUACUAAGCCUGGAAAACAAAGUCCAUCACAUGUCCUCCGUGAAGUUAAUGUCACUGUCAUCGCAAGACACAUCUGCAAUGAUCAAAACCACUAUAAUUACAAUCCAAUAGUGACAAUGAAAAUGGUCUGUGCUGGUGACGAGAACGGAGGGAAGGAUGCAUGUGAUGGUGAUUCUGGUGGUCCUUUGAUUUGCAAUGGGGUACAAAGAGGCAUCGUUUCCUUUGGUAUAGGAUGUGCAAAGCCUAAGUAUCCUGGUGUCUACACCCUUCUGACAAAGGAAUAUUCUCGUUGGAUAAAUAGUGUUAUACAAGAUCACUGUGCCCAGAUCAUUGGAGGAAAAGUAUCAGCUGCACAUUCAAGACCUUUUAUGGCCAUGAUCAGAGGCUCACUGGAAUUUUGUGGGGGGACCCUGAUCAAACGAAACUGGGUAUUAACAGCAGCUCACUGCCAAAUACAAAAUGGAGAUGAAGUUUUUCUUGGAAUUAAUUCAGCAAGAGACAUGCCAAAACAAGUUUUCAAAGUUUCUAAGAUAGUUCGUCAUAAGGACUAUAAUAGUGUCACAAAGGAGAAUGACAUUAUGCUUCUACAGCUUAAAGAAAAAGCAAAACUUAACAGGAAUGUUACAAUCGUCAAGCUUCCUAAGAAGUAUGGUGACCUCGAGGCAAGAACACAGUGUCUGGUAGCUGGUUGGGGGCGUACUGAAAGUCGAAAACUAUCAGAUGUCCUCCGUGAAGUUAAUGUCACUGUCAUUGCAAGAAACAUCUGCAAUGAUAAAAAUCACUAUAAUUCCAAACCAAUAGUGACAAUGAAUAUGGUCUGUGCUGGUGAUGAGAGCGGAGGCAAGGAUGCAUGUACUUAUAUAUACAGUCUGUCCUUUGAUGUGGAGAAAGACAAAAAAGCAAAGAUGGUUCUUCCAAUGGGCAUGUGGUUCACUGUUGUGAUUUUUCUCCUCGGUAUUCCAGGAGAUCACUGUGCCCAGAUCUAUGGAGGAGAAAUAUCAGUUCCACAUUCAAGACCUUUUAUGGCCAAGAUCACACGCUCAAAGGGCCUUUGUGGGGGGACCCUGAUCACACCAAACUGGGUAUUAACAGCAGCUCACUGCAAAAUAACAAAGGACACUAAAGUUAUUCUUGGAAUUCAUUCAGAAGAAGAUGACACAAAACAAGUUUUCAAAGUUAAAAAGAACAUUCCUCACCCGAAAUAUAAGAAUUUCAGAAAGGGGAAUGACAUUAUGCUUCUUCAGCUUAAAGAAAAAGCAAAACUUAACAGGAAUGUUACCCUCGUCAAGCUUCCUCAGGAGUAUGGUGACGUUGAGGAAGGAACACAGUGUCUGGUAGCUGGUUGGGGGCGUACUGAAAUUGAAAGCGAAUCAGAUGUCCUCCGUGAAGUUAAUGUCACUGUCAUUGCAAGAACCAUCUGCAAUGAUCAAAACCACUAUAAUUACAAUCAAAGAGUGACAAUGAAUAUGGUCUGUGCUGGUGAUGAGAGCGGAGGCAAGGAUGCAUGUGAUGGUGAUUCUGGUGGUCCUUUGAUUUGCAAUGGGGUACAAAGAGGCAUCGUUUCCUUUGGUAGAGGAUGUGGAAAGUCUCAGUAUCCUGGUGUCUACACCCUUCUGACAAAGGAAUAUUCUCAUUGGAUACAUAGUGUUAUAAAACGCAAUUAAUAGAAUUAUCAUUUGACAUUGACAGUCUUUUCUAUUAUAUUCAUUCAUUAUAACUCCUUUAAGACAAUCUUUUCCAGACUUUUCCGUCCAGAUGUAUUUGACUAGGCACACCAUACUUAGCCAACACAAAAUCAUUGAGCCUGCCAGCUAAAAGUAACAGCAAUUUCAGGUAAAUUCAUUUAGAGGGUAACUGAUCAGUUUGGGUAUUUAGGUUUUCUAUUUAAAUGCAAUUUUUUAAACCAAGUUUUCUUUUCCUUUAUAAAAGCUAAGCACAAGUUUCUAGAAAUUAUUUCUCUUUAUUUUUCUCUCUUAAUCUGCUAGAUAAAAUUAUUCCCAUGUUUAUCACAAAUGUAAUGGUAGCUUAUUUCCAGAAAG